Messenger RNA from Trichomonas vaginalis G3, 1329 nucleotides. Its product is annotated as protein ubiquitination. The transcript has a single exon. The record is from RefSeq and is a predicted model, not a curated record. The annotation marks the transcript as partial. Gene Ontology annotation, molecular function: protein binding. Lineage: Eukaryota; Parabasalia; Trichomonadida; Trichomonadidae.
GAAGUUAAUUCAAAUCAACUUAUACCGAUUGCGAAAAAACUUGGAUUAGAUAUUUCUGAGAAGAUAUUAACUAAUAGCAAGCUUGCAAUCAAAGAUGAAGAUUCAUUAGCCAAAUUUAUUAUUUCUCUUGCAAAAGAAAGUGAUAACUUUGUCCCAUUAAUUGAGCACAUCCAUUUCGAUUCAUGUAAUGAUGAGAUUAUUGAUGAAAUUCAGGAUUUAAUUAAUGAAAAUAACUACAAAAUAUUUAUCCAAUAUUUCGGUUCUUCGUUUUUGAAGUCAAGACACUCCAAUAACAAGAAUAGGAGAUUUUUUGUUCUAAAAGAGUUUCAUACAAAAGUUGCAGAGUUCAAGAAUUCUAAUGAUAUUGAAAGUCUCUACCAAAUGUUUGAUACACUUUCAGAAGAUGCUGAUCAAAAAUUAAUAUUAAGAGCAUCUGAAGAUAGAGAAUUUUGUGUUAAUAUCCUCCAUUUAGCCUCUAAAAAAGGAAAUCUCAGUCUCAUUCAGUCAUUAAUUGAAUGUGAUUUUGAUAAAGAGACAGAAAAUAAAGAAGGAUACACUCCAUUAAUGAUUGCUUCAUCCAAUGGACAACUGAAUAUUGUAAAAUAUCUUAUUUCUAUUGGAUGUGAUAGAGAUAAAAUAUCUCAAGAUGGAUGUACUCCUUUUGCACUGGCGGCAAUGGAAGGCCACUUCAAUGUUGUUGAAUAUCUGAAUUCUAUUGGUGCUAAUAUAGAAGCAAUGGAUAGGAAUGGAUGGACUGCGCUCAUGUUUGCCUCAUCCAGAGGUCAUCUUGAUAUUGUUAAAUAUCUCAUAUGUUUAGGUGCAAAGAAAGAGGCUGCUAACACAAAUGGAUUUACUCCACUAAUGUUAGCUUCAUCUAAUGGCCAUCUUGAAGUUGUAAAAUACCUUAUUUCUAUUGGUGCAAAUAAAGACAGAGUGAACAUUUAUGGAAUUACAGCUCUUUAUGAGGCAACAUGUGAAAAUCAUCUAGAGGUUGUAAAAUAUCUAAUAUCUGUUGAAGCAAAUUCUCUUACAAAGAAUAUUAAGGGCGAUUCACUAAUUCUUGGAGCAUCACGUGAAGGUAAUCUUGAGAUAAUUAAAUAUCUCAUCUCUAUUGGAAGUUCAACAGAGGAACAAAAUGAAGAAGGAUUCACUCCAUUGCUUUAUGCAUCAUAUAAUGGCCAUAUCGAUGUUGUUAAAUAUCUAAUCUCUAUCGGAUGCAAUUUAAAUGCAAUGACAAAUGAAGGAUACACUGCAUUUACAUUAGCAUCAAUAGCAGGUUUUUCAGAUGUUGCAAGAUAUCUUUUUUCAAUUAUGCCACAGAAAAUUUAA